AAACACGUAACACACCUUGAAGGUUCCGACCUCCGGGUACCACCGAUGUGAGAGACACCGCGACGCCGGGAGCAGCAGCCGCGAGACGGGCACAGAAGAGAAGCGAAUCCGCUGCCACCGGAGGAGCCACCAUGGAGAAAGUCGGCAAAGAAUCCAAGACCAACCCGAUGGUGACGGCGGGUGUUUGGUCGAAGAUGUUGUUUUGGUGGCUCAACCCUCUGUUCCGCACUGGGUACAAACGCAGGCUGGAGGAGCAGGACAUGUUCCGAGUGAUUCCAGAGGACAGUUCCGAGAACCUGGGUCAGGAAAUGCAGAGAUACUGGGACCAUGAGAUCCAGAAGGCCUCCAAAGAGAUGCGGGCUCCAAACCUCGGGAAAGCCAUCAUCCUUUGCCACUGGAAACCAUACGCUCUGCUGGGACUCUUUACUGUCGCUGAGGAGAUCAUCAAAGUGACCCAGCCCAUCCUCUUGGGGAAGAUGAUUCAGUACUUUGAGUUUUACGACCCAAACGACAGCCGGGCUUUUCACGACGCCCUCGGCUACGCAGCUGGUUUGUCUCUGUUCGCCAUCAUCCUGGCGGUGCUCCAUCACUACUACUUCUACCAGCUCCAGAGAGUGGGCAGUAAGAUCCGAGUGGCCCUGUGUCACAUGGUCUUCAAGAAGGCUCUGCGUCUCAACAACCAUGCCAUGGGAAAGACCACCACGGGCCAGAUCGUCAACCUCCUUUCCAAUGACGUCAACAAGUUUGAUGAUAUGACCAUCUUCUUGCACUUCCUUUGGGUUGGGCCCCUCCAGGCAGCUGUGGUUGUCGGGCUUCUGUGGGUGGAGAUUGGUCCGUCGUGCUUGGCAGGCAUGGUGGUCCUCUUGUUCCUGAUGCCCAUGCAGUCCCUGUUUGGAAGGUUCUUUUCAAAGUACAGGACUCUGACAGCAUCCCUGACCGACAGCAGAAUCCGUAUCAUGAAUGAAGUGGUGUCUGGAAUGAGGAUCAUCAAAAUGUACGCCUGGGAGAAACCAUUUGCUGCUCUGGUCACUGAGGUCAGAAGGAAGGAGAUCUCCACCAUCCUGAGCAGCUCCUACCUGCGAGGUCUCAACAUGGCCUCCUUCUUCUGCGCCAACAAGGUCAUCCUCUUCUGCACCUUCACCGUCUACGUGCUCCUGGGAAACAAAAUGUCGGCCACCAGUGUGUUUGUGACGGUGUCGCUCUACACCGCCGUGCGGCUCAACGUCACACUCUUCUUCCCCGCUGCCAUCGAGCGGCUGUUUGAGGCCCGAGUCAGCGUCCGCAGGAUCCAGGUGUUCUUGAUGCUCGGUGAGAUCGAGAGAAGAAGUGUUGCUCUGCCACAGCAGGAGACGAAGGACGCAUCUGUUGAAAUCCAGGAUCUGUUCUGCUACUGGGACAAGAGUCUGGAUUCUCCAUCUCUGCAGAACGUCUCUUUCAAUCUGAAGUCAAAUCAGCUGUUGGCUGUAAUCGGACCAGUAGGAGCUGGAAAGUCGUCCCUGCUGUGCUCCAUCCUGGGAGAGCUGCCCGUUGAAAAGGGUUUGCUGAAGGUCAAUGGUAAGCUGACGUACGCCUCCCAGCAGCCCUGGGUGUUUCCUGGAACCAUCCGCAGCAACAUCCUGUUUGGGAAAGAGAUAAACCCUCAGAAGUAUGAGCGUGUCCUGAAGGCCUGCGCUCUAAAGAGGGACCUGGAGCUGCUUCCAGACGGAGACUUGACGCUGAUCGGAGACCGAGGAGCCACGCUCAGCGGGGGGCAGAAGGCUCGAGUCAACCUGGCGAGGGCCGUGUAUCAGGAGGCGGAUGUUUACCUCCUGGACGAUCCACUAAGUGCUGUGGAUGCUGAGGUCGGGAGACACCUCUUUGAACAGUGCAUCUGUGGCCUGCUGAAGAACAAGCCCCGGAUCCUGGUCACCCACCAGCUGCAGUACCUGCAGAAAGCUGAUGAGAUCCUGGUCCUCAAGGAGGGUUUCAUGGUGGCCAAAGGGACAUACACAGAGCUGCAGCAGUCUGGAGUGGACUUCACCUCCCUGCUGAAUAAUGAGGAGGAGGAGCAGCAGGCUCCUCUAGACGUCCGCAGCAGGAUCAGAACUCUGUCCCAGAACUCUGCCCUCUCUCGCACCUCCUCUAUGCAUUCAGUCAAAGAUGGCGACCAGUUACCGGCCGAGGCUGUGCAGACCAUGGCAGAGGAGAGUCGAUCUCAGGGAACCAUUGCAGCGAGCCUGUACGUCAAAUAUCUUAAAUCUGGAGCCCACACCGUGUUUAUAGUUUUCAUCCUGGGGAUCAACGUUUUGGCUCAGGUGGCGUACAUCAUGCAGGACUGGUGGCUGGCAUACUGGGCUGACGAGCAAGAGAAGCUCAACAAAAACAGCACGAUGAUCGUAAACGGACAGAACGUCACGGCCGAGCUGGAUAUCAACUUCUACCUGGGCGUUUAUGCAGGUCUGACUGCAGCCACCAUCAUCCUCGGCUUCGCCAGGAACAUCUUCAUGUUCAACGUGCUGGUGAGGUGUGCCCAGGCUCUGCACAACCAAAUGUUCAAGUCCAUACUCCGAGCGCCUGUGCGCUUCUUUGACACGAAUCCCAUCGGAAGAGUUCUGAACCGGUUUACAAAGGACAUGGGUCAGCUGGACUCCAACAUGCCCUGGACUUUUGUGGAUUUUACUCAGGUGUUCUUGCAGAUUCUCGGGGUGAUCGGUGUGGCGGUGGCGGUGCUCCCCUGGAUCCUCAUCCCUGUGGUGCCCCUGCUGAUCGUCUUCCUCUACCUCCGCCGCUACUUCCUGCAGACCUCCAGAGACAUCAAACGCCUUGAGGCCACCACUCGGAGUCCCGUCUUCUCCCAUCUGUCCUCGUCUCUCAAUGGCCUAUGGACGAUCCGAGCCUUUGGAGCUGAGCAGAGGUUCCAGGAUGUGUUUGACGCCCAUCAGGACCUCCACUCAGAGUCCUGGUUCCUGUUCCUGACCAUCUCUCGCUGGUUCGCUGUCCGUCUCGACGGCAUUUGCUCCAUCUUUGUUAUCAUGGUCCUGUUUGGCUGCCUGCUGCUCAGAGACCAGCUGGACGCUGGCUCCGUGGGUUUGGUUCUGACGUACUCGGUCACACUGAUCGGCAUGUUCCAGUGGGGGAUCAGGCAGAGCACAGAGGUGGAGAACAUGAUGACGUCAGUGGAGAGAGCAAUGGAGUACACUGAACUGGAGAGUGAAGCACCCUGGGAAACCGAGAAGCGCCCUCCUCCUGAUUGGCCGCAAAAAGGGCUGUUGACCUUUGACCAGGUCAGCUUCUCCUAUGGCGGCGAGGGACCGAAGGUGCUGCAGGACCUGAAAGUGAUGUUCAGACCCAAAGAGAAGGUUGGUAUCGUUGGGAGAACGGGGGCUGGGAAAAGCUCCCUGGUCUCAGCUCUGUUCCGUCUGGCAGAGCCUGAGGGAGAGAUCUACAUCGAUGGGGUUCUCACCUCUGAGAUCGGCCUCCAUGACCUGCGCCAGAAGAUGUCCAUCAUUCCUCAGGACCCGGUGCUGUUCACUGGCUCCAUGAGAAAGAACCUGGACCCUUUUAACCAACGUGAAGACGAGGAGCUGUGGUGCGCUCUGGAAGAGGUGCAGCUGAAGGCCGUGGUGGAGGACCUGCCUGGUAAGCUGGAGACGGUUCUGGCUGAGUCGGGCUCUAACUUCAGCGUGGGUCAGAGGCAGCUGGUGUGUCUGGCCCGAGCGCUGCUGAGGAAGAACCGCAUCCUCAUCGUCGACGAGGCCACGGCCAACGUGGACCCCAGGACAGAUGAACUGAUCCAACAGACCAUAAGAGACAAGUUCAGAGAAUGCACCGUGCUCACCGUCGCUCAUCGACUCAACACCAUCAUAGACAGCGACAGGAUACUGGUUCUAGAUGCAGGGAGAAUCCACGCCUACGACGAACCCUACACUCUCCUUCAAAAUCCUCAGGGCAUCUUCUCCAAAAUGGUGCAGCAGACUGGUAAACAGGAGGCAGCAGCUCUACUGGAGGCCGCUAAAGUGGCGUAUGAGAAGAGAAACCGCACCAGCACACCAGACGAUCACGAAUAUAGUCUGGUCCUCUGUGAGACGGCCAUGUGAGCUCAGGGAGAAAAGCCAGAGAACUUCACAAAGUGCCUGAGCCGACUAUACCUACAUGUUUCCUUCAAGCUGGGAGCCUUGAAACCACUGCUGUAAAAACUUGAUAUAGACACUAUUUAUUUUCUAUGCCUGCUAUUUAUAUGUAAACAAAUUGAGGCCUUAGAAAAACUGCUGUAAAAUGGCCUCGUAACCCUUUUAAAUAAUGUACAAGCUUUACUUCGGGUUUGAUUUUGUACAUGUUAAUGUUGAUAUAACGGUCGAAGUUGCCUUUGUAAAUAUGAGUGAUUGCACAGGAUUAAUGAACAGUUCUGAAUUUACAAAGGGGGAAACAGCUGCUACGACAGAGCUGGAGUGUGUUGAAUUAUCCUUGUUGUUCAAAUUGACACUUUUAGUUUGUCAGUGUUUUUACACGUGUUCCGACGAUCUGACAUGUUUGUGCUUUGUUGUUUCAAAUGCUAUAUAAACACAUACAUGUCCUUCUUUUAA
Molecule: messenger RNA, 4562 nt
Organism: Platichthys flesus (European flounder)
Lineage: Eukaryota; Metazoa; Chordata; Actinopteri; Pleuronectiformes; Pleuronectidae
Gene: abcc4
Product: ATP binding cassette subfamily C member 4 (PEL blood group)
Exons: 31
Coding region: 132-4076 (1314 amino acids)
Biological process (GO): transmembrane transport
Cellular component (GO): plasma membrane
Molecular function (GO): ATP binding; ABC-type transporter activity; ATP hydrolysis activity
Source: RefSeq, a predicted model, not a curated record